UUUGUUGAUUUCUAGGAGCUUAGACUACACUGCCUGGCAGGGAGAGGACCUAUCUUAGUCACCUGUCCUCCAGGUGCGGCCCCAGGGGGCUGCUGGGUCUCCACGCCUCCUUCGGUGCUUUGGGGGUCCCCAAAGAAGCCACCAUGAGCAAGUUGGGCAAGUUUUUCAAAGGGGGAAAUUCCUCCAAGGGCAAGGCCGCUCCCAGCCCCCAGGAGGCCUUGGCCCGGCUCCGGGAGACUGAGGAGAUGCUGGGCAAGAAACAAGAGUACUUGGAAACCAGGAUCCAGAGGGAGCUCGCCCUGGCCAAGAAGCACGGAACGCACAAUAAACGAGUGGCAUUACAGGCACUAAAGAGAAAGAAGAGGUUUGAGAAACAGUUAACUCAGAUUGAUGGCACACUUUCAACCAUUGAGUUCCAGAGAGAAGCCCUGGAAAAUUCCCAUACUAACACAGAAGUGUUAAGGAACAUGGGCUUUGCUGCAAAAGCUAUGAAAGCAGUUCAUGAAAAUAUGGACAUUAACAAAAUAGAUGAUUUGAUGCAAGAGAUUACAGAGCAGCAAGACAUCGCCCAGGAAAUCUCAGAAGCAUUUUCUCAGCGAGUUGGAUUUAAUGAUGAUUUUGAUGAGGAUGAGUUGAUGGCAGAGCUUGAAGAAUUGGAGCAGGAGGAAUUAAAUAAGAAGAUGACAAAUAUCAGACUUCCAAAUGUACCCUCUACCUCGCUGCCAGCCCACCCUGGUAGGCUGCCAAGUGUACCAUCCACCUCACAUCGAUCCCGAGCAGCAUCUUCCAGGAGGAAAGAAGAUGAAGAUGACAUAAAACACCUGGCAGCUUGGGCUUCUUAAGGUCAAACUACAAUUAUUAUAAGCCUAAAACUAUUUGACAUGUAUAUAAUAUUUUGAGUCAUUAAUAUUAAAAAAAAACUUACUGAGGCCCCAUUUGGGAAAAAAAAAUAGGUAGAUUACUUUUCAUUGUUUUAGUCCAUACUUGAUUACAAUUCUGUUUGUGAGCCUCUGACAUGCAAAAAUUCACAUACUUCAGUCGAGGAAUAGAAACAUCAUAAGUCAUUUAACAGUUUGCAAGCGGCUUAAGAGUAAAGUGGUCAGGACUGCCAGGUAAAUUAUUGCCUUUCCCACUGUUCUGUUUGUGUAUGUACAUGAGCAUAUGUGUGUGACUCCUGUCAGCACACACAUAUGUAUGUAUUUGAGGUGCCUAUUAAAAGAGGUCUGGAGCAUGGUAAUCAUUAAAAGCAUUAGUGUGUACAUCCUAGAUGUAAUUCUAAUAUAGUCUGUACAUACACUAAUUAUGCUUGAUUUUUUCAGUUUAGAAAUUGAAAAGAUUCUUUAAAUUGACUUUUAAUGUGUCAUUUAGGUUUGAAAUUAGACAACAGAUACAUUUGCGGUGGUUGAGAUUAUUAAUAGUGAAUACUACUGGGCCAGGUUCUCAUGGGUGUGAUUUAGGUACCUGAGAAGCUGCAUUAAUGUUUGUAGUCCAUUUGGGCACCAUUAAUGUUUCAGUGUACUCAGUUUAGUGAUGCUCAUUCUUUCCUAUUUGGUUCAUGCUUGUAAAUUUAUUUGAGGUUUAUAGAAUAGUCCUUGUAAAUAUGUGAAAAGGGAAAUCUAUAGAAAUAAAAAUGACUUUUGAAAAGAAUAUAUUAGACUAUAUUUUUUAUUUGUAACAAUUAUCAAUGUGUUACAGAAAACAUAAUAAGUGACAAAUGUCAUUCUAGAUGUGGUUGUAUCAGUAAUAGAAUUUGUCUAGAAGUAUUCCCUCAUAUUUGUGUAAUACUAAUGAGUUUUUUUGUACUUAUAAAUAUUUAAAGAUUGAAAAAAUGAAAGCUAUAUCCGCCUUCUCCUCCCUUUUACCCCCAUUAGCACAUAAGUAGAUAGUCUGCAGUCUAAAUCAUAACCUCAUUCACGAAAAUUUCAUGAUACACACAGAUCUUUUUGGCAUACUUGUUAGAAACCUUCAAUUAAACUUCAUUUAAAAAAUAUUUAGUAAACACUGUAUACAGAAUACUGUGUUAGGAGCUGGGGAUGUACAAAAUUUAAAUAAAAUGUGGCUACUGAUC
Molecule: messenger RNA, 2068 nt
Organism: Vombatus ursinus (common wombat)
Lineage: Eukaryota; Metazoa; Chordata; Mammalia; Diprotodontia; Vombatidae
Product: charged multivesicular body protein 4c
Exons: 5
Coding region: 144-842 (232 amino acids)
Biological process (GO): vesicle budding from membrane; late endosome to vacuole transport via multivesicular body sorting pathway
Cellular component (GO): multivesicular body; ESCRT III complex; cytoplasmic side of plasma membrane
Source: RefSeq, a predicted model, not a curated record